This is a messenger RNA of Cavia porcellus (domestic guinea pig), 8250 nucleotides long. It is a transcript of the gene Bmp3, whose product is annotated as bone morphogenetic protein 3. The record is from RefSeq and is a predicted model, not a curated record. NCBI's taxonomy places the organism in Eukaryota, Metazoa, Chordata, Mammalia, Rodentia, Caviidae. Gene Ontology annotation, cellular component: extracellular region. Gene Ontology annotation, molecular function: growth factor activity; cytokine activity. Gene Ontology annotation, biological process: osteoblast differentiation. The transcript is spliced from 2 exons. The coding region runs from base 491 to 1942 and encodes 483 amino acids.
CUCUCCCUCCCCCUGCUGGUUCGCGCUUACUUCGCUCCCGGCUGUGCUCCGGGCUUCAGCCAGGUCCCAGCUGCCUGCGAGGCGGGAGGACGCGAUCUGCAGCGGACCAGGCAGCCUGAGCUGGAGGACUGUUCGGGUGGGCUGUCUGUCUAUCUGUUCUCCCUCUCGCACCCCACACCCGCACUCAGCACUCCCAGGGCCGCGCCGCCUCCGUGGUUCCAGUGAAGGCGAGCGGGAGAGCUACUUCGGCCCGCCGGGCGCACCGGGCUCCGGCACGCACCGCGCAGCUUCGGCGGCGUGUGCCCCGCAGCUAAAGCGGGAAGAGCGGGGACACGGCUCCCGGAGAGCCCCGACUGCACACCCCGCAACCAGCAGCGGCCCCUCGGUGUUGUCCCGGAGGAGCCCGCCCGCCCACCUGCGGGGUGGAGCGGGACCCCGGGCUCCGCCGCCGGCCCCUUGCGCUCAGUGUCCCGCGGUGCCGGAGCUCACCAUGGCUGGGGCGCGCAGGCUGCUUGGGCUUUGGCUCGGCUGCUUCUGCGUGAGCCUGGCGCGGUGCGAGACCCCGGAACGGCGGCUCCCCGAGCUCCACGGAGCCGCAUCCGGAGAGCGCCCGGCAGGUGGCGUGAGCCCCGAGCUGCCGCCGCACGACCAGGUGUCGGAGCACAUGCUGCGGCUCUAUGACAGGUACAGCGGCGGCGGCGGAGUCCCCGCGCCGCGAACGCCAGGCUCCAGAGAGCGGGGCUCGCGGCACCGGCGCCCCCAGCCCGCGCGCGAAGGCAACACGGUCCGGAGCUUUCGGGCGGGAGCAGCAGGAACACUCAACAGCAAAGGACUACAUAUUUUUAAUAUGACUUCUCUAACCAAGUCUGAAAACAUUUUGUCUGCUUCACUGUAUUUCAAUAUUGAAGAGCUAGUAAAUGUCAGCCUGAGUUGUCCACUGUCCCAAGGAUGCGCUCCUCAUGAGCAGCGGAAACACAUUCGUAUUGAUCUCUCUGCAUGGAUCCUCAGUUCCAACCCAAACCAAAGUCAUCUCCUGGGUCGUCUGUCAGUUGAUGCAGCUGGACCUCAUCAGGAUGUAGGAUCCUGGCUCUCUAAAGACAUCACUCAGCUUUUGAGGAAAGCCAAGGAAAAUGAUGCAUUCCUCAUAGGAUUCAACAUAACAUCCAAAGCAUGCCAGGUAUCAAAGAGGAUGUUACCUUUUCAGGAGCCUUAUAUCUUGGUGUAUGCCAAUGAUGCUGCCAUCUCUGAGCCAGAAAGUGUGGUAUCAAGCUUCCAGGGACACCGGAAUUUCCCUAACAGAGCUGUGCCCAAACUGGACAGCCACAUCAGAGCUGCCCUGACCAUGGAACGGAGGAAGAAGCGCUCUACAGGGAUUUUGUUGCCUCUGCAAAACAACGAGCUCCCUGGUGCAGAGUAUCAGUAUAAAGAGGAUGGGGUAUGGGAUGAAAGAAAGCCUUAUAAGACUCUUCAGACACAGCCCACUGAAAAAAGCAGGAACAAAAAGAAACAGAGGAAAGGACCUCACCAGAAGAGCCAGACUCUCCAGUUUGAUGAGCAAACCCUAAAGAAGGCAAGAAGAAAGCAGUGGAUUGAACCUCGGAAUUGUGCCAGGAGAUACCUUAAAGUGGAUUUUGCAGACAUUGGCUGGAGUGAAUGGAUUAUCUCCCCCAAGUCUUUUGAUGCAUAUUAUUGCUCCGGAGCAUGCCAGUUUCCCAUGCCAAAGGUAGCCACUGUUUUUUGCCCUUUACUUACUAUUUCUACAGAAUACAAAGAGGCUAAAGCGAAUCAGAGAGACAGAGAGAGAGAGAGAGAGAGAGAGAGAGAGAGAGAGACAGACAGACAGACAGACAGACAGGCAGACACAGAGAGAGAGAGAAUGAGAGAAUGCAUGUUUUCAUUCACAAAAUCCAUCUGGGCCCUGAUGUGCUACAUUAAAGUAUAAUAGGUAAUAUGGUUAUGUUUGAUUUUUCUCUCAUGGUUAUUAAAGUAUUAUAAGGUCAGUAUUGGUAUAAACAAUUUGAAAAAAGGAUGUGUAAAAUAUACAUUUUCUUUGCUUCCAAACAUGGUGUGCACUGAGUGAUGUGGGAAUAUGUGAAUCUCUACCUGUCCACAUUAAGCAAAUCCCAAGUGACAGAAGGCUGAUCUUGAGGAGUAUUCAUGAAAUGAGUGAAUGGUGUGGAUGUAGGGAAGUACUAAUUGGGUUGAUGGUCUUCCACAGGACAUUUUUUUAAUAGGUAGUUUCUUGUGAGAUGAGUUGUCCCCAUAGAGCUGAGGAUCAGGGUUUGGUUAGGUAAAUCUGCUUCAUGAAAUCCAUCAGAUGCUUAUUUCAUUUGCUUCCCUCCUAAAUAUCAAAAAAGAAAGCAAAAUGGAUUAUGAUGAUUCUGUCGACUUCUUCCAAGGCCCAUUGUAGCCUAUCAAAAGUUACUUAUUUCUUCCAAGACCAAUGAAGACUGUAUUUUAUAUUAUCAGUGUUCUGUGUCCUGACAAAGAUAUUUUCAGAAGUCUUUCCAGCUCUCACUUCCAUCUUGCACAGCAAAUCCAAGUGACAGUUUUCUUUGAACUUAGAGCAUAAUCUAGAGUAAAAUGUAGGGGGUAUUCUCCAGCCUUCAGUUAUGCUUAUGGCUGUAUUUCUGUUCUCCACUUGAAACAGUUGGAAUCUCAGUCAUACAAUGAAAAAUGACUAAAGGAACUGAAUUCGGAGAAAGACUAUACCUUUUCUUUGCAAAACUUGAGUUAAUUUUGUUACUGUAUUAUAGUGGGGAAAAAAAGAUCCUUUGCCUUAGAUGUGACCAUUUUCUGCUUAGAGGCCUUUAUAGAAGCAUUUUUAUGUGCUGGUCCUAUCUAUGAUGAUUUGUUGGACUGCAUGAGAGUCAGCCUUGGGGCCACAAACUUCACUGAAAUCCCCUUUUUUCACUGGAAUGAUUCUGAAAAUGCAGGCUUUACAUUUUUCUAAGACCUUGUUGUUUCCAAGGAUUUCUGAUGAUUUCAUGCCUUGUAAACACAAAGUGAUAUAUGUACAAUCAUAUAAAGUCUGUUCUCAUCUGAAGAUUCAUAAAUGACAUUUCAUUGAUCAAACAAGAUUCAUUCAAAUGGGAUGACAUCUAAAAAUGUACACACAAGAGAAAUGGCAAAUGUAACAGGUAGAGAUGGAUCUUUAUUUUAUAGCAUGGCUUGCCUCGUGACAUUCAGAACCAAGAAUGAAAUUUUAAAAUCUAUUUUUUACUCCAAGAUUUCAGGUAGAAUUUGGGUUGUUCAGAAGCCUCCGUCAGCUCUUCUGGGUACCCCGGGAAGAAGUUUUUCUCUUCCCUUCUGAUUCUUUCAGGCUCCACAGAGCCUUACUAACAUGGAGAAUGUCUGUUGUUUCACUGCUUAUCUCCCAACUUAAGAGAACUGGCUCAUUUUUAACCCCUCCCCCAUUGGCACCCUUGUCUUCUCUUGGUUUUGCCUGGUCUUACUUUUCACAAACAAGAUAUCAUUUCAGAAUGACCUUGCUAUAUUUCUCAGUGAUGAGGAUGAUCAUUUAUAGCUCCAUGGCAUAAGGGCCACGUGGCAAGUGCAAGCUCCUGAAGUCAAUUCCGGGUCCCUAAUUAAUUAAUAUUAAUUUAGCCCAGUGCCAUAGCUCACACUUAUAAUUCUAGCACUCUGUGAGUGCUGAGGAAAAAAGAUUGUAGGUUUGAACCCACCCUGACCAACUUAGUAAUUAGCAAGUCCUUGUCCCAAAACUAAAAAUCAAAACAAAAAAAAAUUAAAAGGUCUUAUGACACAACUCACUUUGAGGGUCCUGGAUUUAAUCCCUAUACUACAAUCAAUCAAUUAAUUGAUCAGUCAGGCAAUCAAAGAAAACAAUGACGGCUAAAUUAAAACUAGCAGUUAAAUUUAAGGAAAGAACUAUGUUGUUGCUACAGAAUAAUUAAGUAGACAUACUUCAUCACAGCAGGCUUAAGCCUUAAUUCACCUACAAACUGGGGUGUUGUUAAUAUGUACAUUCUGAUUCAGUGGAUAUGGGAGCAGAACCUAGGGUUCUGCAUAUCUAACAAGUGAUAUGGGUGUUGUGGGUUCACAAAUCACACUGAGAGUCAAAGUCUUUUAGUCUAACUUUUGAUUCUAUCCUUACCAGCUAUGAUUCCUUGGAUAGGUUUCCUUUUCCUGAGAUGGGUAAAAUAGUAAACAGUAAAAAUAAAAGUACUUACCUAAUAAAAAGAAUGACAAAUUGAGAUAGUAGAACACCUUGCAGUAAGUACAUAUUCAAAAAAUAUUUACUAUUGAUUAUUACUCAUGGCCAUGUAGAGACUGAGGAAAAUAGAAUUUAAAUGUAGGGGGCUGAAGAAAUACUAUGAGGUAUAAGGGGACAAAAAAAAAGUGACAAGACCAAAACAGUUUUUUCAGUGUUUCUGUAAAUACCAUUUUCCAGCAUCACAAAGCUGAGAGUAGAACUCUCCCUGUGGGUUCAGCAGCCUGUGAGCAACUCCAGUGUGGUCCCUUUGGAAAGUGGUGGGCUCCACAGUGCAUCCACUGCAGCAGCUGGACUCAGGAUGAUAGCUGUCCAAACUUGGAACGGCACCAGAGCUCUGGGAAGGCACAACACGCAUGCAUGUGGAGCUUUGUCUUGGGGCCUGAAAUUUCCUUUUGCCAAGUUGAGAGUGGAAGUUUGGCCAUUACAGAGUCCCCACUCUCUCAUCACCUUAUGUGGGUCUGCUCAAAUUUUAAAGCUUUCUAAGCCUUGUGUCUUUCAAGCGGUCCCAGAACCAGAAGGAUAGGAAUCAUAAGGAAAAAGGAAAGCCCAAUUACAGAGCAUCUCGGCUUUCAGCACAGUCUCCGACAUGGCAGGAGAGAGAACUAUAGAAAUAAAAUUCUAGUCCGACCAUCAGGCAAGUGAAUGUCUCUGAUCAGAGCAGGAGGACACAUGCAAUAACUGAAACGCCAAAGCACUUUCCUACUUUAGAUAUACAUUUCACCCCAGAGAACAACUCUCCCGGGCCAGACUCCUCUGCUGGCCCUCCUCUUUUUUGGCCUCCUGACUGCCAGAAAGCUUGCUCUAUAUGGUGGGGCUGUUCGUCUGCAAAAGUCGACAACCUGCUCUGUAAUGCAGAACAGCUGUGCUCUCCCUUUCCCAAAUUCCAGGCUUUGCCCUUUCACUGAUUCCAAUUAGAUAGUUUCUGGGCCAUCACACCCAUGUGGGCUGGACUGGAGAGUGUGGAGCAAAACCUCCUGGCUGGGGUCAGGAAUGAAGGCGCUUGGCUGAUGACAUCCUCUCCCCUGCUAAUGCAUUUGUAAUCAAAUUCAACGCGAGGACAUCGCACACAGCUUGGCAGGUGCAGGCCUAACCACUGCAGAUUUCAUUCACAGACACGGCAGUUUGAAUUUGUCUGAUUUUUAGGCUUCACAGCCAAUCUAUUGUCCCAGAGAGAGACUCUUGGAAUUUUGCUGUGAGAUGAAAAUUACCCAUAAAACUAAAGCCAAGUUCUAUGCCUUUGCCUUCCUUACCACCUUAGCAGAGAUGGAAAAUAGACAUUUCAAAUGAAAACAAUUGAGCCACUGUUGCUGAAAGAAAACCAAGGAACCAACAAGGAUUAAAGGCAUGAAGUUACUUUUGCUCGAAAUUGUGCAAAAGCUAGGAAUUGCAAAGAUACUAGAAUAAGGCAGUAAAUAACUGAGCCAAGCAUCCCAUAUAAAGAAAUGCAUAUUUAAAGAGUUCAAAAUGGUACAUACUGAAUGAAUUUCCUGAAUUUUCCAGUUCUAGUCUUUGAACAUGAAGGCGAACACUAAAAACAUUACAUCUUGAUGUACUCAGUUACUUAAGCAAAAGUUACCUGGGUAUAUUUUACCAUCUUUAAAAAGAGAGAUUGGCAAGGGAAAGAUUAUUGUUAUAUUUCUUAAGCUUAGUAAAGAAAAUCAUAGGAAACAUGAUCUGAGUUCAAAAACAAAUAAAAAUCAUGCACUGGCAAUAUGCUUCACACCAGCAAAUUACAGCAUGGGUCAUCUAUGCACGACAUAAUUAUUUCUGGUAACGCAGCUUGACCAGAGGAUUUCAUACUGAGGAAAAAGGGGCACUCCCUAGCAAUCUGAGAGGUUCCUGAUAAGAAACACCAACCCCAAAUCUAGGGCUCACACCCGCACUCUGAUAAACCCACUAGAACUACUGCUGUGCUCAGCUUCUGAGUCCAUCAUGUCUGAGUUGGAACUAAGGACAGGAAUUUUCCUAGGAAACACCCGUGAAUAUUUUCCGUAUCUACGCUGCACUGUUUGAGCAGACAUUUUAUUCCUAUUGAUGGAAAUUAUUUCCAUAGAAAUAGGUACAAAGGAGGGCAAGCUGCUUCUUAGAAGUAUUUCAUCUAUUCUCAAUGUUUCUCUAGAGCCUGCACCGUUCUAGGCACCGAGGAACAGCAAAGUACAGCAGUCUUUAUUGCUAAAGGACUCAUCUAAUUACGCAGACCUACUUUGCAUGAAAUUAAAAUAUCAGAGGUCAGCACACAUUAACAAAAUAGUGUCAGAAAAUGCUGGUUUAAGGAACUCUCGGGGUUUCUGACAAGCUGGAUAAUUGAGUCUUCAGAAAAACUUUGAAGUCAAUAAAAAAAAGUGGAUGGUGUUUUGGGUUUUGUUUGUUUAUGUAGGACAUUACCAAUACUGAUGAAAUAACAAGCAGUGGCUGUUGACAUGUGUGACACAGUGCAGUUUAUGUAAAAUACACAAAUAUUGAUGACACAAGGGACACAAAGUAAAGUUGUCUGAAUUAAAGCUGAUUAACUGAACGUUAACUCUUCUUUUAAUAUGUAAAGUUUCUAGGAAGAAGUAAAGUCAGUUGCUGGUUACUAAGACUAAUUUUCAAAAUUAUUUACAACUAUUCGCAAUCAAAUUGAAACCUAAUGUCUGGAUAAUUUUUUUCAAUGAAAUUAAAAAAUGAGGUGAGACAAAUCAGGUUUUUCCACUCUACCAAUAAGAACCUUUUUGGUUUGUUUUCCUCUCCCUUGGCUUGCAUGUUCCCUUAACCUUUAUUGUACUUUCUAAUGCUGCAGUUGGGGAGUUUGAAAUUUAUGUCCUAAAUCUUUGGGGUUUGGAUUUAACUCUUAUCCUGACUUGAUCUCUGGAAACUUACAAAGUUCUGUUUGAAGUCUAUUGUUUUGGGGGUUUUUUGUUUUGUUUUGUUUUUGUUGUACAGGAUGAGACCCAGGGCCUCAUACAUGCUAGACCUAUGAGUUACACCUAUAGCCCCAGAUACCUGUGGCUAAAUGUGUUUUAAAACAAAAGUAGAGUAGCUUCCCUCAGCGAAGAGAAACUGGGGACAACCGAUGUUGAAAAAUCCAGUACUUCUGGAGUUCUUCUGACCAUAGGGGUAAUUCCUAGUAUUCUGGACUUGCAAAUCCUUUGUUUUUAGGUACAACAGAGAAAUGUGGGACUUUCUAAAUAGAACCACAACGUUUCAUAUGGAUGUUAACGGUCUCAUUUGGAAUUCUCGCAGCGAAGGGAUUUAUCCCAGGUUUCUUUGGUCAAACUUCUGACAUCCGUGGGAUAACCUUAGACUCCCGCCCCAGUUCCUUCCCAGAGGACACAGCUUACACUUAGAACUCAGUGCUAGCAAGUAUUUAAACUUGCGAAGCAACAGUGACCCCCAGUGGUCACUGUUGUGAUCUUUCUAACCCAGGUUGGCAUUUCUGAAUGUUGAAUGAUUAACAUAGUGAUCAUCCAACUGAUCAUCUUGGCAAGUGUGAAAUAAAUAGAUAAAGGUCCUUUAUCCUGAUUAGUUUUAUUUUAAUAAUAUAACCACAAAUAUCUCUAUAAUCCUGACAGUAAUGUAUCUUCGUUAAAUAGGGCUCUUGUUAUAAUCAGUAUAACGUCGAGAACAAAUUAUUUUAUAGUUGUUGCUAUCCUAUUAUUGAAAACAUCUAGAAUAUGCUGGCCCCAUGGUUGGAUACUGUGUAACAUCAGCUAAAGGAACCGUUCAGAUUUUCACUCUAUCACAGCCUGUGUGAAUUCACAUGGGUCUUUUAAGCUUUUUGAGUCUUUGUAAGAAGUGGUGGCUUCGUUUUAGAAUUAGAGGAACUAUCCAUAAAAGGCCUGGGAGAAAGCCAGUGCUUCGUAAAUGAGAGUCAUUUGUGAAGGGCCCCAUGGGAAGUUAGGCUGGGUGUGCAGUUGGGGAGAUUCCAGGGUGUUGCUAAAUUGUCAGGAGAAGAUAGUGAUAUAAGCAUUUUGUGUGAUGAUAAGGAGAGAGCAGUAUGCAAGCACUUUCACCUAACUUAUGUGACCUCCUGUUUA